This is a messenger RNA of Mauremys mutica (yellowpond turtle), 5890 nucleotides long. RefSeq names its product phosphodiesterase 9A (gene PDE9A). The transcript has 19 exons. The coding region runs from base 245 to 1801 and encodes 518 amino acids. Gene Ontology annotation, molecular function: 3',5'-cyclic-GMP phosphodiesterase activity. NCBI's taxonomy places the organism in Eukaryota, Metazoa, Chordata, Testudines, Geoemydidae. Gene Ontology annotation, biological process: cGMP catabolic process. The record is from RefSeq and is a predicted model, not a curated record.
CCCUGUCCAAGGCAGCUGGAGUCAGAGAAAAGAAAAACUAAGAGGAGGGGGCACACGCGCACACAGCCACAGCAAAAUGCAUGCCUGUUAGAGGAGGGAUCUUCAUAGCAUGAGACUGUGGUCUAGAGAAGAGCAAAGACACUAAAGGGUCUGGCAGAGGUGGCUCAGCGUUGUUUGGCUAAUCCCUUUUUCCUGCUAUAUAGCUGACACUAAGAAAGUACAGUAAAAGUCCAACUGUAACAAGAUGGGAUCCGGCUCCUCAACUUACCGACCCAAGUGUAUUUAUUUGGAUAUUGAUGGAAGAAUUCAAAAGGUGGUCUUCAGUAAAUACUGCAAUUCCAGAGAUAUUGUGGACCUCUUCUGCAUUGCAACUGGGUUACCAAGGAACACAACUAUCUCACUUUUGACGGUUGAUAAUUGCAUGGUAUCUAUCGAUCCAACAAUGCCAGCAAACUCAGAGAGUACUCCGUAUAAAGUGAGACCUGUGACCACUGGACAGUUAUCAGAGAAAGAGGAAUUGUUCCAGAGUGUACUGACACAGAUUGCCGAACAAUUCUCAAGGGUGUUUAAAAUCAAUGAACUGAAAACUGAAGUAGCAAAUCACUUGGCAAUGCUGGAGAAAAAAGUUGAACUGGAAGGACUGAAAGUAGUAGAGAUCGAGAAAUGCAAGAGUGACAUUAAAAAAAUGAGGGAGGAAAUGGCAGCAAGAAGCACCAGGACCAGCUGUCCCUGUAAGUACAGCUUCUUAGAUGACAACAAGAAGUUGACACCCCGAAGAGACGUACCAUCCUAUCCAAAGUACAUGCUGUCUCAGGAGACCAUAGAAGCACUUCGGAAACCAACGUUUGACGUCUGGCUGUGGGAGCCCAAUGAGAUGCUGAGUUGUUUGGAACAUAUGUACCAUGAUCUCGGAUUGGUGAAAGACUUUAAUAUCAACCCCAUCACACUGAAGAAAUGGUUGCUGUGUAUUCAUGACAAUUACAGAAACAACCCGUUCCAUAAUUUUCGGCACUGCUUCUGUGUGACUCAGAUGAUGUACAGUAUGAUCUCACUCUGCAAUCUCCAGGAGAAAUUUCCCCAAGUUGAUAUCUUAAUUCUAAUGACUGCCGCAGUAUGCCAUGAUUUGGAUCAUCCAGGAUACAACAACACCUACCAGAUUAAUGCCCGAACAGAGCUUGCAGUGCGCUACAAUGACAUCUCCCCACUGGAGAACCAUCACUGUGCUGUGGCUUUCCAGAUCAUUGCCCAGCCAGAAUGCAACAUUUUCUCCAAUGUCACUCAGGAACAAUUCAAACGGAUAAGACAGGGGAUAAUUACAUUAAUCUUGGCAACAGACAUGGCAAGACAUGCAGAAAUACUGGACUCUUUCAAGGAAAAAAUGGAUAAUUUUGAUUACUCAAAUGAGGAACAUGUGACCUGUUUGAAGAUGGUACUGAUAAAAUGUUGUGAUAUCUCAAAUGAAGUCCGCCCGAUGGAAGUAGCGGAACCAUGGGUAGAUUGCUUAUUAGAGGAAUAUUUUAUGCAGAGUGACCGAGAAAAGUCUGAGGGACUUCCAGUGGCACCUUUCAUGGACCGAGAUAAAGUGACCAAACCAACAGCACAGAUUGGGUUCCUUAAGUUUGUCCUGAUCCCAAUGUUUGAAACAGUGACAAAGCUUUUUCCAGAAGUUGACGAAGUGAUGCUCCAACCUCUUUGGGAAUCCAGGGACCGCUAUGAGGAAUUAAAACAACUAGAUGAUGCUAUGAAAGAGUUGCAAAAGAAGAAAAGCACAAGUUUGACAACUGACAGCACACAGAAGUGAAAAGAAAAACACUCUGAGCUACACAAAAGUCACAAGAACAGAACUGAUGAGACCUUAAAGGUCUGUUGUGUUUGUUCACGGAGUGGAUUGAUGCAGCUAAGUAUCAUGGGAUCCUUCAGCCCAGAGGAAAGAUGGUAGAAAGCCGCCGAGACCAUGGCAAGAACAUAUUUUCUAAGAACUGUUGCUAUCCUCAUGGAUGCAAAAAAAGGAAACUUUGAUGUAUAGUUUUGUUUUUUUUCAACUGCUCUUCUAAAUAAUAUAUUCUUAUACAAACCUGGGUGCUGUAAUUAUUUCCUUUCAUAGAUGUGUAUAUAAAGAACUGCUCCUGUUCCCAAAGAAAAAUGUUUUCAUAAUAUGUACAUGGAGGAAGGGGUUGGGUGUUGGACUUUUUAGAAGAGACAUUUUAUAAACAUUUGUAUGUGGUAUAGUGUAUGUCAUAACAGUAAGAACAGAAAAAUGCUUUAUUAUUCAUGUAUGGUUAUGUAAAUAUUAGGAGCUAAAUCCUGCCCUGGUGUAUACCCACAGGACACUAACCCUCACAUGGUUACUAAAGGAAAGGGAGAAAAAGUUUGACUCUGGUGGUCUAGUAGUGUUGAUAUGCACUGACAUGUGGGAGAGGCAGGUUUAUUUACAAGGCCUAGUCCCUCCCGCCCCUGCCACUCUACUGAGGGCCAGAUUGUGACACAUCCCUGUGCAAGAAUACAAGGGAGGAGAAGGAGGGGUAAGGAAGCAUUGUUUCUUGUGCCCCUGCUGCAGGGGUGAGCCCCAAUCUUAGUCCUGGAGCAAUCCUGAGUGCAGGAACUGGUCCCUGCUAGCACUGGCUGGGACACUAGCUGCCAGAGUUGGCCAGCUGCACAAUGGAGUCCCCCUGCUGGGGUGUAUCCAUGGGUGUGCUCUGUCUUGACAACUGCCCUCUUGGCUGACACAUGGGGAACUGAGCAGGAGAUGUCCAAACUGAAAACAUGAGCUGCUACAGCUUGAGCUAAAUAGCCAAAGCUCUGUAGCUAGGGACUGCAACAACUCCUAUCCUCUGGGUCUCGACACAGAGGGGCAGAUGUAGCACAUGUUCACCCAGGGUUACAUCUGCACACAAGGGAAUUCUAAGUGGCAUGCGCAAUAGUGCCAGUGCUGGAGUGGUGCUCCUCCAUUCCGCCCCCAAUGAAGGUUCAUGGCUAGAAGCCACAACAGAGCCUGGAACGGAGUUCCACAUGUAUUACCGAGGGCAAAAUUUGGCCCUAGGUUUUUUAAUCUUCACAUGACAGAAGUGUAAGAAGUAUUGCACUGUAGCUUUCACAUGGGUAUGCUUUUAAUCAGACUCUUUUGGUGGAAGAAAACAGGCUGCCAUUUCUGUGCUUUGUCUCCUAGGUUAUUCUGUGGUUGUGCUAUAAAUAUGCAGAGUAGCACAUAAGGAAGGCAUAGUGCCCACGAAUGCUCGUGUUUCUCUUUGAAGGGCACACACACUGAAGCCAUAUGUCUGCAAGCUUCAAAGCUGCAUGUGAAGUCUUAGCUCAUUUUAAAAAGAAAGAAGAAGGUGGGUGGCUAGUCCUCCUUCCUCAUGACACAGGCAACACUUUGGGAAUCUCAGGCUUUCCUUUCUAGGAGUACCAAGUGACUAACACUUGCUCUUUUCAGCAUUGAAUAAUAAUCUUUCUUGCUUUUUGUACAGUGCUCUGGCAUUUCAAAGCCUUUAUUCUCCUCUAGUUUGUGUGUGUUAAUUCUCAGCUUAACAUUGUUUCUCCCGGGGUGGAUAUCCCAGUAUUGUGAUCUGCUCUCCAGUCCUCCACAGACUGGACACCUCCUUGAAAUCUUCAACUCUUUCCCCACUUCCUGCUUGGCUGCCCCAAUAGCAGAACCACCGUGGGUGGUGCUGACUUUUCCUGUUGGUAGCAAGAAGCAAAGCCCAGAUUUGAACACCCCGACAAGGAAAGGUUCUAAACCCAGAUUCAUAUGCAAGGUAUACAAAUACCUUCAUCAUACACCUCUACCCCGAUAUAAUGCCACCCAAUAGAACACUAAUUCAGAUAUAACGCGGUAAAGCAUCGCUCCGGGGGGGGCAGGGCUGCGCACUCCGGCGGAUCAAAGCAAGUUCGAUAUAACGCGGUUUCACCUAUAACGCAAAAAGAUUUUUUGGCUCCCAAGGACAGCGUUAUAUCGGGGUAGAGGUGUACAAUGAUCCAAAUACCCCUGAACUCUGUGAUGUCUGAGAACUGAAUCUGAAUUUUGCAGCUACCUGUCUUUAGUAAAUAUUAUACUCCAGAGUUCAUGAUGAACCAGAUUCAUUUUGCUGUGGAGUUCCUGGUUUCUUUUCACAAGGGAAUCAAAUUUACCAUCUCCAGUUAAGUGGAUUUCCUCCACAAAUCAGCCCCCAAAGCAGAUGUGCUGUGUAGUAAUUACAAACAAUUGCUUUAUAAUAUACCAAGUCCUGCAUUCAACCAGAGCAUUAAAUGAGAAAACCUCUUGUAAUAAGACCGUCUGCCUCACCCCACUCAUAAUAAAGAUUUUUAAGUGUUUAUUAUUAUGUUGUGUUACCUCAGAGAUUUCAUUUCAACUGAAAGACUCUUCAGCAAACCAAAGCGCUGAGUCUCCAAGCAUUUGCUUAACUUUACACACGAUAGUCUCAUAGACAUUAAUGGAACUCCACACAUGCAUAAAGUUAAGCGUGUGCAUAAGCAUUUUCAGGAUCAGGGCUCAUCAUGAGCUUGAGCCUUCUCCCAUUGAAAUGAAUGAGUUUUGUAAUUGACUUCAGUGGAAUGAAGCUAAUUCCCCAUCAUGUUUAAAGGUAGCCUGAAAUCUCGGAUUUACUUCUGAAGGGAGAUCACUAUAAAGGACACUGGUGCAACCCUCCUGGCUUUAAUGUAGGUGCAUCAGUAUUACUGAGAGGAGAAUUUGGCUCUUACUCAAGCAUAUGCUAAUAUCUAUAAUAUAUGUGUGUGUGUGUGUGUUAUGUCAUCUCAAAUUCUUUUUCCUCUUCCAUGCACUCUCAUUUAAGUGAUCUUUCUGUUGACAGAGUUAUUUUUCCCGUUGGAUAUGAUGGUUAAGAGAGUAUCCAACUCUCUCUAUCUUGUAACAUAUACUGCAGUUAACUAAAGGAACAUGAAAAGUGCAGGCAGCUGUUUACACGAAUUGAAAACAAGACCCCUUGUUUUAUUAACCAGCUACUGAUAUAAACUGGAAGGCCCCAUCACUUAUUUUGGCCCCUCUGUGUUUGCAGUGGUUUCCAAGCAGUCCCUGUCCAAUUUAUGUUUAAUUACGGGGAUUGGAAGGCAUCCUCUCUUAAUUCUAGUUUUCACCUGUCUUUCCAUAAUAUUUGAUAUUGUGAUUCAUAUGUAAAUGAAUGGAUUUGAUAAAUCCUGGCAAUUAGCCCUUUCAAUUGUCAUGCAUUUUCAGUCUGACAUUUGAAAUCUAUACUUAGCAUAAAAAUGGAGCUUUUGGAGACAUCCAGACAGGCAUCUGAAGUAUGAUUUAAUCAUUUUUUUCUAACCCGGUCAAGUAUAUAUCUAUGAAUGUUAUAUUGUAAUAUUAUUUUUGACUCUGUGAUAUGUGCCUUACAAAAUGUUACACUGUCUGCUGCUCAUAUCCUUUGAGCAUCAUUAUUAUCCUGAGUGCGUUCCAGCCCAGUAUUUUUACCAUUAUCCUUAGAAUCAUAAGCAAAUACAAAAGAAUUUAUAUCUGUUCCACAUUUUUGGCUUGGGAAACCAAGCUAAGGCUCUGUUUUGUUUUUAAAUAGAGAGAUUUCCCCUGAGUCCUGUACACACUUCACUCUUGCGCAGAGCAUUUCUAAUCAGAUCAAAGUAAGGUCAUAUAUCAUAACUACAUAGCUGGGAAAGAGACAGCUUUAAAAACUUGAAUACUCCACAGCAGCCAAUUUUAAAGGAAAGUUUCGUGCAUGUUAAAUACACGGACUAUGUAAUGCCAAAUAAAUAUCUGUACAUGGAAAUUGCUAAUAUCAGAGCUGCCUCUGUGGUGUAAUAAUAGUAGCAUCUGUUCCCUAUGGCAGUGAAGCACAAUACUGGUACUGAGGAUGAACCCAUCGUGAAAAGAAAUGUCAGACAGUAUUUAAUUUUCCCAUUUAAAUCAUGGGCUAUUGUU